Fimicolochytrium jonesii is the source of this 1659-nucleotide messenger RNA. RefSeq lists its product as uncharacterized. The record is from RefSeq and is a predicted model, not a curated record. The transcript has a single exon. Bases 257 to 1225 code for a protein of 322 amino acids. NCBI's taxonomy places the organism in Eukaryota, Fungi, Chytridiomycota, Chytridiomycetes, Spizellomycetales, Powellomycetaceae.
GACUUCCGGGGCGUAGCAUCGCACUUUUUCUGCUUUCUAUACCGUUUUGAAAAGCUUGCUUUUCUGGGCGACACGUCUUCAAAGACACCCGUUCGACAACUUAUCCUCCUGGCGCGGGGCGUGCGAGCGGAUUGAGGCUCUAUCUCCAGCCCGGUUCGUUGCGCACAAAAGGCCGCUUUUCUCACUGCCACACAUCACGACGUUUCCUACCCACCACACAUCACAUCACAUCCCCCACCUCCGCACCCUAAGAAAAAUGACCAUCAUCCUCAGCACGAUCACCGCCAUCAGCGUGUCGCACACGAUGAUCCACCUCAACUCCCUCCUCUUCGCCUCCGCGCUCGCGCCGCACCUCCGCAUCCCGCUGAUCACCAUGUGCAUCUCGCACCUGAUCCAGCGCACGACGAUGGUGUUCUACCUGGACGCGUCGCUCUCGCGCAACUGUACGGCGCUCAUCGUCCUCGGCAACCUGUUCGGGAUCCUCACGUUCCGGUACAUGCUGAUCCACCUGCUGGGUGGGCUGUACCGGGCGAUGCGGAAGGGGGACGCGGUGGGGAAGUGGGUGACGGGGGUCAGCACGGGGCUGUGGGGGGCGAGCAGCACGGCGUUCAUGGAGCAUAUGAUCACGGCGCCGGUGGUGGAUCCGGGGACGUGUGGGCAGCAGCUGAAUGCGUGGAAGACGGCGGUGUACAACGUGUUGUUUUUGUUGAGCUUUUUGAGCGUCGCAGGCCCGACCAUCGCGUGCUUGGGAUGGCAUCUGAGGCUCGCGAGGAGUACGAGGAGUAAGGGGUUGGCGACCACGAGGGAGCGCGCCGCAGAGUACGUGCCUGCCCCCGGCGGCGCGGGGGCGGCGUCCACCACCCCCACGACCCCAAGGCUCCCUGCCAACACGAGCAUCGACGCAAUCGACGCGGUGUACUACCGGCAGCUUGUCUUCAUGCUGGUGUUCUCGACCAGCUACGUGAUCCUGUGCGCGCUGCAGUGGGUGAUUACCGAGUGGGGGUGGCUGAUGUUUACGUUUAUUUUGGAGGAUUAUUGCUGGUUGCAGGGGAUUCAGCUGUGGACGAUUCCGUUGCAGACCCAGAUGCAGCAGGCGCUGGGGUCCGGGGCGAGGACGACGAGGGAGGGAGGCAUGGAAGGGGGAUAUUCGGGGGGGAAUGUGCAUAGGCAUGGAUCGUUGAGAUCAGGGGCCGAGACGAAUAGGUCAACCUCGUUCGUGGCGUGAGAGAAACGGGGUUGUUUGGGGGAUGAUCACCCUUACGACAACGGGAGAAGAACCUCACUCAUCGCCUUUCGUGCCGGGGCCAAGCGAAACGAAAACGAAAAACGCCGGCCACCAUACUACCAAUGCAUACCGCCAUCGACGAUGUGCCUCCUGCGUGCGGAGUUUCAUAUCCACCACCCUACGACCGGGACCGGUAAUCCCUCCAUCGCUCACACCUCGCGCGCCGGUGUCACUUCUGGAGCGCCGGAACACAGUAAUAGAAUCGACUAGCACGAAUACUCCUCUGCCUUAAUAUACCCAUUCGUAGUCGUAAUAACCACCACCUUCGUGGAUCUAGAAGCAAGAACAAAAAUUGUCCACAGGAUCGCUAGAAGGAGUUAUCCGACACUCUAAAUAAAACCGGUCCAUGUGGGGUGUAUGGAACCAGAACCACC